AAAAAAAAAAAAGCCACAAAAUGUGAUAAAAGGAGGUCAUAUAUAAUUGAGCAACACAAUAAUUGAGAUUGCAGUCCAAAGCUGAGUAGUUAGGAAAGAACUUCACAACACUAGUCUCAGAGUAGUUUUUACUUUUCACAAUAGACAUUUGGUGAUUUUUCCAAAUAUUCAAAACUAUUUUAAAAGGUUAACAUUCCAUCGAUCUAUCGAAAAGAUAUUACACAAGCAACAAUUGAUUACGUAAACGCAACCGGAGUUUUUGCAGCAGUUUACAUUAGCUACCGUGACCUGUGUUCGCGACAUGUCAUAUAACAAAGCUAAUAAUCCGCAUUCAGACGGCAUCUUUGUUGUUCAUUGUGCACAAAAGAUGAAUUAUACAUACACAGUUGACGAAAGCUGUAGGGCAAAUUCAAAAAACAGCUGUCUUGAGAUUUUACAUUCUUGCGCAAAUAAUUGUUUCAAAGAGUAAAGAUGACGCACACAUAUGAGCGGUAAAAUCCGACAAGCCGAACAGAACAUUGAAAAUAUAUAUUUUCCUGUAGUUGUUGCUAACGUUAGCUUAAGGUCGUCCUUACAAAUGAAUACAAGCAUCAAUAUCGUCGCAUUUCAUGACGUCACAAGUUGAGGACAAUUAGUCAUGACGUACGAGUUACCGCAAUUCAUCGGUGAAGAUUUAACUUAACUCAACCUAAUACAACUACUUCAAAGACUGAAGAUGACGCACCAAACGACAGGUGAAAAAUACGAGAAGCGCAACAAGACCUGAAAAAAAUCCUGUUAUUUUAAGCUAAUGUUAUUUUAAGAUUGCCUUUUUAUAUAAUCAUCAUCCUUGCAAAUGAAUGCAAAACAAACGCAACUCGAAGUGAAGACUCUGACAGAGUAUGAGCUUCAGCAGUUAUAUAAGGCCUUGUUGAUUGCUUCAUGCCGGUUAGAUCCCAGAGACCCUAUACAGUUCCUGAAAAACACUCUGGUCACCUUCCAGGGACAUGACAACCUGCAGAAUGUGGACUGGGACAAGUUUCUCAGUGAUGACGAGAACCAGUCUGCGUUGGCCGGUCUGCAAUUGGACGACACAGAUUAUAUGGACUCCAAAGACCUCAUGGCUUUGUUUUAUAGCUACGAGAAGGCGUACUCCUGUUACAGGAGGAAAUUAACAAGCGCUGCUUUCAGGAGCUGGAAGAGUUUCACCAUGAUCAGCAUGACAGACGCGUCAGAGUUGGCUCACAAGAUGGACGCUGCAGCGAAGCACUACGACAGGUCAAAGCAGGUGGCGGCUUUCAUCGCGUGGAUGCACUGGGUCAAACUCAAGGAGGAGUCGCGGGCUGCUGCAGUCAAAAAGCUGGCACAUGUUUUUGAAGCAUGCAUCCUGAAACGCAUCAUGGCCGCGUGGAGAAGUAUUGUAAGGGACUCAAGGAGGACCAAAGAUUACUUUAGGAAGCUGCAGACGGAUUCAGAGCUGGGGCGCCAUCAAAGCCACAUUGGAGAAGGAUGCGAUUGGCUCUCUGCACUGCCCACAAAUAUCUCGCUCAAGAUCUUCCAGUAUCUGGAAAUAAGAGACCUGCUGAGCUGUGCUGAAGUGUGCUGCAGUUGGAAGACUCUUAUCCACUCAAGCUCUCUUUGGAGUAAGGUCAAUGUGUCAAUGUUCAAAGACUGGAUAACGGACAACACCAUGAAUGAGGUCAUGCAGAAUUUCCGCCCGUUUGUGAUCCAUCUGAACCUGCGCGGCUGCAACUCCUUAGAAUGGUCCAGUUUGCAAUAUAUCGGCGAAUGCAGGAAUCUCCAAGAGCUCAACGUGUCAGAGUGUUUUAAUAUCACUGACGACAUGAUUCAGUCAAUAGUGGAGGGCUGCAACUACCUGCUCUACUUGAACAUUUCCAGCACUCUUUUGACAGACCUCAGCCUCAAGGAACUGUCCAGAAACUGUAUCAACCUUCAGUAUCUGAGUGUGGCCUACUGCCGCAAACUGACAGAUGAAGGUUUCCAGUACCUGAGCGAAGGAAAUGGUUGUCACAGUCUCAUCCACUUGGACCUGUCCGGCUGCACCCAGGUGACAGUGACGGGCUUCAACUACAUUUCAGACGCAUGCCCUUUCCUCAAAGAGAUUGUGAUGAACGACUUACACAUGCUGUCGGAUAACUGCAUCUCGGCCCUGGUGACCAAAUGCCACAGUCUGUCCUCCAUCUCUCUGCUGGAGGCGUGUAACCUUACCGACAUUGGCAUCAAAGCAAUCGCUGAAGUAGCCAAACUGAAGACUUUCGUCAUUGAAGGUAACAAGCAUGCGAGCCACUUGAGCUGGAAGGCUCUGUGCUCCAGCUCGCGAGGCCUCCGCAGCCUUCACGUGGUUGACUGCCGCAAGAUGACUGAUGUGGGCCUCAAGUCUGUGGCCUCUCUCAGAAACCUGCAGUCCCUGGACAUCUCGCUCUGUACCAAAGUGACCGAUAGAGGGAUUUGUCACCUGGCCGACAGCUCCUCGGCAUCCAAAUUGCGAGAUCUGAGUCUCAGUCAGUGUUCUCUGAUAACUGAUUCAGCUGUCAACAUGAUUGGAUACAGAUUUUCUAAGCUGUGCCAUCUCAAUCUGAGCUACUGCGAGCAGCUGACUGACGCCGCUCUGGAGUCUCUGAGUUGCAGCUACAUCAGCUCCCUGGACAUCAGCGGCUGCAACAUUCAAGAUGAGGGUUUGGCUGCUCUUGAGGAGGUUCCCUUGAAAAAGUUGAUUAUCGCCCAAUGUAUCAACAUCACAGAUGUUGGUAUUGAGAAUCUAUGCAAGUAUGUGACAGAGCUGGAAUAUGUCGAUGUGUCCGGGUGUUUGGAUCUGUCUGACCAAGCCAUCAGAGCCUUCUCAUUUUACUGCAGAGGUCUAUUCACACUGAGGAUGGGAGGCUGUCCAAAGAUGACCGACAUGGCAGUUCAGUGCCUUUCAAGCGGCACCCAAUACCUGCGAGAGCUCGACGUCAGCGGCUGUGUCUUCACUGAUCGUGCCAUCAAAUACAUCGAGAGGCUCUGCCCACCGCUCUCGUCCAUCAUUAUGAACGACUGCAACAGCAUCUCAGAGGCAGCCGCCAUGAGGUUGCAGCCGUAUGUGCAGCAUUGGGAGUACAGCAAUAAUGAGACCAACCUAUGGCUUCGAUGAAAAGGUGCAGAAGAACAAGAUGCAAAAUAAUUUCAAUCAAUCAUAACAGUCCUUGACAAUCACAGAAUGGCACUCGUCACCCCAAAAAAUCCUAAACAUGGAUUAACACCUUCAGAGAUAACCACUAUGUUGUUGCUGGAUUUUGAUUAAUACAUGCAUUAUUUACGAAUUAAAUGCAAGAUUAACCAAAUAUCAGCUCAAUGAUUUAAGUAUUUAUGUUUAUUUUUAAUGUUAUUGAACUUU
This is a messenger RNA of Dunckerocampus dactyliophorus (ringed pipefish), 3373 nucleotides long. RefSeq names its product F-box and leucine-rich repeat protein 13 (gene fbxl13). The record is from RefSeq and is a predicted model, not a curated record. NCBI's taxonomy places the organism in Eukaryota, Metazoa, Chordata, Actinopteri, Syngnathiformes, Syngnathidae. Gene Ontology annotation, biological process: SCF-dependent proteasomal ubiquitin-dependent protein catabolic process. The transcript is spliced from 21 exons. Gene Ontology annotation, molecular function: protein binding. The coding region runs from base 836 to 3130 and encodes 764 amino acids. Gene Ontology annotation, cellular component: SCF ubiquitin ligase complex.